Molecule: messenger RNA, 5372 nt
Organism: Linum trigynum
Lineage: Eukaryota; Viridiplantae; Streptophyta; Magnoliopsida; Malpighiales; Linaceae
Source: the annotation of a GenBank genome assembly
CACGUGUAAUAAAAAACUUGAUCCUUAUUAGUUAUAAGUUAUUAUUUUGAGUUUUUGACUAAUCGUGCCUAAAACAUUAAUACCUUAUAUCCUAACCCAUUACACUCAUUAUAGAUUGAUGAUGUAUAUUAUUAUACUAAGUCAAUAAUUGAUGAUGUAAUGAUCAGACUUUAGUGAACUAGAAUUUCAAAUGUCAACUUAUGGUUUAUCUUCAUCGAAUUCCUUCUAUUAUAGUCGAGUUGCGGGUUGGUCGGGUUACGGGUUCGGGUUAGUCAGGUUGCGGGUUGGUCGGGUUGCGGGUUAAUCGGGUUGCGAGUUAAUCGGGUUGUGGGUUAAUCGUGUUGCGGGUCAAUUGGGUUGCAGGUCGGGCGGGUUACAGGUCAUUGACUUUUAGUCAAAUCGGGUUGCGGGCGGGUUGUGAGUCGAGUUGAUCGGACGGGUUACUCGGGUCGGGUUACAUUUUGACAGCUCUAGUUAUUCCAAUGAUCACAAAUGGGUUAAAGACACAUUUGGUCACUAAGAUUACUAAAUCGGGACAUAUUUAGUCACUAGAAAAGGUUAAUAUCAAAUUUGGUCACUAUAAUUACUAAAACAGGACACAUUUCGUCACUCGCCGUUAGUUGCCGUCCAACUCCGUUAACAGAGUCUGUUAUGUGCUGACGUGGCUAACGUGAGCGUCUAGUCAGCGCUUUUUUGGCCAGGAAAUGGUCAAACCCGACCCGACCCGCCACGUCAGACAUCCAACACAAACCAUUAACCCAACCCGACCCAGAAAUAAACCCUAACCCACUUAAAAAAACAAAUCAGUUUCCAUUUGCAGACCCGAAAACCCUUCUCCUUCCUCUGUCAUCCAAUCCCGACUCCACGACCACCCCCGCCAUGUCAGCCCAACCGCCGCCGUCGGCGAUCAUAAGUGCUUAACCCAUAUAAGAGAAUCACAGAUGUAAAGAAAAUCUCCUUUUCUCCAACCAAGCUCAUCCCUCUCUCUUUCUCCACUCUCUCCACAGUCUAACAAGUUACAACCACCAUUUCCCUCCUUCUUUCACAACUUCAAUUCGGUUCCAUGGCCUGCAAUUCCAACCACGGCGGUGGCUGCGCAAGAAAACAGAGUGACUAAUGAAAGGCAACAGUAGUAACAGUGCAGUAGGCAGAGCACUAAUGUACAACAAUGCUUCAUCAUCCGAGAGCCAGCAGAACCAUCUUUUCCGACAACAAUAAUCUCCAUUGGCUUCCCCAAACGGUAAUUUCAGCAAUUCCAAUGGCGGCCACCAGAUCCCCAGAUCUGAUUAUCACCACCACCAUAUAAAUCCUUACCCAACAACCUUCGUCCAGGAAAAUACCUCAACUUUCAAGCAAGUCGUCCAAAUUCUCACCGGAUCUGCCGACACAGCCAAACAAGCCUCCUCCCCAUGAUCCUCUACAACCGCCGCCAGCGAUGAGGGGCAGCACCCAUUUCCCCAUUCCUCCCAUCAGAAGCAUACCCAACAAGAAACAACAGCAGCAGCAACUCUACGAGAGGAGGAGCAACAGCUUCAAGCACAGUAGCCUCAUGAUCAACACUCUGCUUCUGGGCGCCGGACGUUUCGGCUUCCAUUCCAAUCUCAUCUCAUCUUCUUCCCCUUCCUCCGCCUCCACUACGGAGAUCUUGUCGCCGAGCUUGCUGAAUUUCCCCAAGCUGACGCUGAGCCCAGUGACUCCGUUGAAUCAAGACACAUUCUUCCACAAUAACGGCGCCUUGUCACCCUGCCCCUCAUCGGCGGGGAACUGCAGCAGUAACAGCAGCUCAUCCUCGCCGUUGGAGGAGGAAGACCGGGCGAUUGCGGGAAAGGGGUUCUUUCUGCAUCUCUCUCCGGUGUCGACCCCGAGAGAAUCCGAGCCUCAGCUGCUGAAUCUGUUCCCUCUGACGUUGCCGAGGGCAGAGGAAUCGCAGCCCUGAAAAUUUUCUUUACAUCUGUGAUUCUGUUGGACGGCGGGGGUGGUCGUGGAGGUGGGAUUGGAUGACAGAGGAAGGAGAAGGAAACUGAUCAGUUUUGUUCUUUAAGUGGGUUAGGGUUUAUUUUUGGGUCGGGUCGGGUUAAUGAUUUGGGUUGGAUGUCUGAUGUGGCGGGUUCGGUUUGACCGUAUCCGACCGAAAACGAUGCUGACUAGGCACUCAAGUUAGCCACGUCAGCACAUAACGGACUCUGUUAACGGAAUUGGACGGCAACUAACGGCGAGUGACUAAAUGUGUCCCGUUUUAGUAAUUACAGUGAUCAAAUUUGAUAUUAACAUUUUCUAGUGACUAAACAUAUCCCGAUUUAGUAAUCUCAGUGACCAAAUGCUAGCUUACCGUAUUUAACCAAAUAAACCCCAAAUUAAGGCUCAUCUUUGGAUGAGUGAGAGAAAGCUUACCGUAUUUAACCAAAUAAACCCCAAAUUAAGGCUCAUCUUUGGAUGAGUGAGAGAAAGCAAAAGGAAUCAACCCACCAUUUAUUUAUUUCCUUUACUUUACUAGUUUUUUACCCGCCCGUUGAGCGAUGUAUUUUGUUUGGUUGUUAUAUAAUUCGUUAUAGUAUUCUAAUUGUUAUUAUUAUUUAUGUUUGCUAAGGUAAUAUACAUGGAAUUGUAAAUCCUACUUACCUUAUUUCAGGUAUUAUUUCAUACUUUUAUACCUUUUUUUUUAUUUAUGAACAUUUUAAUUUUAUUAACUGAGCUCUUUAUAGACGGUUCUUUAUUGAUUUAGAAUUUUUUUUAUCGAACUCACCCUUUAAGAUUAUAAACAUAAGAGAUUAUUCAUUCUUUAGCACAAAAUUGUGAUAAAGAAGUUAAAAAACUUACGGCCACAAAAGAAGAAGUUAGAAUAAGAAAAUGUGCUUCAAUUAAUAAAAAAAAUAAGCGAAGAGCUUUUUAUUUUCUCUCUCUUCUCAUAUGUCGGUAUAUGAGAAUAGAGAAUAUUCCGAUCUAAAUCCCAUGAAUAUCAUGUAUUAUCACUUACACAUACAAUAUUGGAAUAAUGAGGAAAAUUAUUAGCAUCCAUGUCCAUCAAUCUCCUACGUACUUGUUUAAUUACAUUGAAAUGUUCUAGCAAAACCAACCAAAAACAAAACUAUCAGCUGUCACUAACUUAUUAAAGCAAUAUUUUUAGCAAAUUAAACUGCAUAUAAUUAAACACAAUUUAUAUUUUGUAGAGAGCUACAUAUCUUCUGCAGAAAAGAAUUGUGCUUUAUUACCUAAUAACAACAUAGACAAAUAAUGAAAGGAGCAGUCUUCAAUACAACUCAACUCAUUUUAUCAUUCAGAUUCCUCAUUUGUGAACUGAAUAUAUGCACCAAUCCAAAUAGUAGUCUGUAAGAAAACAAUCAUGUCAAAAUCAAUCUUUAAUUAGGGAUUCAGUGAAGAAAAAUUCACCUUAAUGAAACAAACAAAUAUCACCGCAAACAUAUAGAAAUUAAAAAAUCAUAGAAAUAGACAACCGAGAAACCACCAUUAUCAUUUUCUUUCUGCUUCGCGACCUUUAUAAAACCCCACUUAUGUUCCCUUCUACUUAUAACCCCUUUGCUACCUACUAAUUACUAACCAGAUCAUCAUUGUAUAGCUAGCUAGUAGUAGCAUGUCAAUCAUGAACAUAAAAUAUAAUAAACAAUAAUCACAACUCUACUUUCCAUUUCAACAUUCAAGAAAUCGGGUUGCAAUAGGCAUUCAAGAAAAACGAACAAUUAUUCAACCAAAGGAGGUAUGCCCUAAGUCCAACCAAUUAACCCUUCUAAUUAUAUUUUAUACACAUGAAAGUAUAUGGCGACCCUUCUCAGUAAAAAACAAAGAAGAAAUAUAUUCACUCAUCGAGAGUGGGAAAAUUUACCAUCCAGCAGUCGUAAUUUGGAAGAAAUUAAGAAAAGAAUGGGAAAAAAUUAUAACUCGACCAGUCAACCCUCGGCUUGGUUCAACUCAUCUUCACAAUGAUCAUAUUAACUUUUUUCGUCAACAGGCAAAAAUAUAUUACAACUGCUCAAAAUUUUGUCAUCUUAUCGUUGUCUCGUGUAAUUUCUGCCUCCUAUUCUCAUACAAAGAAAAAAUGCAUUACCAUUUCCUUCUCUAUAAAUUAUGAGAAUACAAAUAUUAGAAAUCUCAAAAAACUUAGCAACUAAUAAGAGGGCUUUGUUUAUUUUUAUGGUGGUUGACAUAAUUUCUUGAUUUCUUAUUUUCAAUGUUGGAUUUUAUUUCUAGAGAGACAAUCAAAAUGGGGAAAGGGAUAGAGACUAAUUAAAAGUUUUGAUUAAUAAUUAAUAUGUUUUUAUUUAAUAGAAAUGAAUAAGAAGUUUUUUAAAAAAUAACAAUUAUUGCUCUGUCAAGUUUGUAUUCAGACAUUUUGCUAUAUAAUUUAUAGUUGUUUUAUUUGAUAGGUAUAUACAUAAGAAUGAAGUGAGUGUUUGAUAGCAAAAAACAUAUAGUCAUAUCGUUCAUUUCUCAAAGUCGAUUGAUUGUCAAACGUUUAUUUUCUCAUAGAUCAUCGUUUAUAUCUUGUAUUGAAAAAUAUUAAUAUUUAUGUGUGUGCUUGUUUUUUUUUUCUUCAUCAAAAUGUAACUUAUUAUUAAGUUUUAGUAAAAAUGAGUAGAAAAUUUACUUAAUCAGAUUUAAUCAGCUUGGGUUAAACAAAUACAAUAUAUGUCACUCUCUGUUUCCAUCUUUAUAGUUUGUUUAAUCGAAUUUUUUUAUUACUUAGGUGUGUGUUUUUUGUUUAAAUGUUUCCUAAAAAAUUAACUUAAUUUUAAUUUUAGUAAAAAUGAGUAGAAUUAUUAAAAGAAGAGAGAGACAACUUCAUAAAUAGAUCAAUAAAUAGUUUUUUGUUUGAAAAAAUUGUCCACCUUGACAACUUGUGCAUUCACCAAGUGCUUAUGUGGCAAGAAGUUAUUUUUGAAUAGCCAUAAUAUUUAGUAUAGAUAGAUAGAUAUAGAUAGAUAGAUAGAUAGAUAGAUAGAUAGAUAGAUAGAUAUAGAUAUAGAUAAAUAGAUAGAUAGAUGUGUGUGCUUGUUUUUUCUUCUUCAUCAAAAUGUAACUUAUAAUUAAGUUUUAGUAAAAAUGAGUAGAAAAUUUACUUAAUCAGAUUUAAUCAGCUUGGGUUAAACAAAUACAAUAUAUGUCACUCUCUGUUUCCAUCUUUAUAGUUUGUUUAAUCAAAUUUUUUUUAUUACUUAGGUGUGUGUUUUUUGUUUAAAUGUUUCCUAAAAAAAUAACUUAUUUUAAUUUUAGUAAAAAUGAGUAGAAUUAUUAAAAGAAGAGAGAGACAACUUCAUAAAUAGAUCAAUAAAUAGUUUUUUGUUUGAAAAAAAAUUGUCCACCUUGGUAACUUGUGCAUUCACCAAGUGUUUAUGUGGCAAUAAGUUAUUUUUGAAUAG